Molecule: messenger RNA, 3083 nt
Organism: Thalassophryne amazonica
Lineage: Eukaryota; Metazoa; Chordata; Actinopteri; Batrachoidiformes; Batrachoididae
Product: neuropilin and tolloid-like protein 2
Exons: 10
Coding region: 145-2025 (626 amino acids)
Molecular function (GO): protein binding
Source: RefSeq, a predicted model, not a curated record
GGCUGAGCGCGGCGCACCGACGGACGCACCGACGCACCGUGCGCUGUGCGUAAUGGAUUUACUGCCGCCGGCGGAAAGUUGGGUUUUGUGAGGAGGCGAGCCCAGAGAAUGGACAGAGCAGGAGGAGGAUUUUAAGACAGGUGCAUGUUGUCUGGAAUCACAAAGAGAGUGGAAAUGCACGGAGCCUGGAUACUCUUCUUUCUCAUCAACGAGGGCUUUGCUCUGGCACAGAGGCCUAAAGACUCCCCAAGUGAUCACGGCGCUCCUAGCCCGAACCAGAAUGAAUGUGGCACCUGGAUCCGCAACAUUAACGGAGGGGUGUUCACGUCACCCAACUACCCCAACACCUACCCUCCCAACAAGGAAUGCGUUUACAUCCUGGAAGCUCUCCCUAGACAGAGGAUUCAGCUGGUUUUUGAUAAGAAUUACUACAUCGAGCCAUCAUUCGAGUGUCGCUUCGAUCACAUAGAGAUUCGCGACGGCCCGUUUGGCUUCUCGCCACUGCUGGACCGCUUCUGUGGGGGCAAGAAUCCCGGUUUGGUCACAUCAACAGGGCGUUUCAUGUGGAUCAAGUUCAACAGUGAUGAGGAGCUGGAAGGCCUCGGCUUCCGCAUAAAAUACACAUUUGUUGCAGACCCUGAUUUCCAUCUGCAUGUGGGCGGACUGCUGAACCCCAUCCCAGACUGUCAGUUUGAAAUUGGUGGAUGGGACGGAAUUAUUCGCUCCAGCCAGGUGGAGGAGGAAGACAAAGUGAAGGCUGGUGAUGCUCUGGACUGUAUCUGGACCAUCAGAGCUCCUCCUCACUCCAAGAUCUACCUGCGCUUCAUGGAGUACCAAAUGGAACACUCUAAUGAAUGCAAGAAGAACUUUGUAGCGGUGUAUGACGGCAGCAGUGCCAUAGAGAACCUCAAGGCCAAGUUCUGUAGCACGGUGGCUAACGACGUGAUGUUAGAUAAUGGCGUUGGCGUUGUACGGAUGUGGGCUGAUGAGAAGAGCCGGCUCACUCGCUUCCGCAUGCUUUUCACGUCAUUUGUCGACCCUCCGUGCUCAGCCAGUACCUUCUUCUGCCACAGUAACAUGUGUAUCAACAACUCUCUGGUUUGUAACGGGGUGCAGAAUUGUGUCUACCCAUGGGACGAGAAUCACUGCAAAGAAAAGCGUUCUAAGGGGCUCUUCCAUCAGAUCACAAAAACCCAUGGCACAGUUAUUGGUGUUUCAUCGGGUAUAGUUCUGGUUCUGCUUAUCAUAUCAAUCCUGGUCCAGAUGAAGCAGCCGAGGAAGAAGGUUGUAGCCCGCCGGCCUGGUGUUUUCAACAAGGCAGGCUUCCAGGAGGUCUUUGAUCCACCCCACUACGAGCUCUUUUCUCUCCGGGACAAAGAGAUAUCGUCAGACCUGGCUGACCUGUCCGAGGAGCUGGACAGCUUCCACAAGAUGCGACGUUCCUCUACUAUGUCCCGCUGUGUCCACGAGCACCACUGCGGCUCACAAGCCUCUGUUGCUACUGGUAGUGGCAGCAUGAAGCACAGCCGCACCACCCUGAGUUCCAUGGAGCUGUCCUACCACAACGACUUUUCCAAACCACCACCUAUGAAGACUUUCAACUCCACAGCCAGCUACAAGAAGAGCUGCUACGGCUACAAGCAGCACUCACAGACUCAUGAGUGUGACCAGCAGGUCAUUGAGGAUCGCGUCACAGAGGAGAUCCCUUGCGAGAUCUAUAGCCGUGGAGGAGGAGGAGCUACAGGUGGAGGAGCAAUAGGAGGAGGUGCAACCGGAAUGGCAGGAGGAGGAAUUGGUGGAGCAGUGGGUAUAACGGGCGGAGUGGCCAUGGGUGGAGGAAUGGGCAUGGCGGGUGGAAUGAGCAUGGCGAGUGGAAUGGGAAUGGCGGGUCCUAGCGGCAUUGCUGGAGGCAUUGGUGGUGGUAUGGCAGGAGCCUGCGGAACCCUCACUAUCCGUGGCAACAGCGCUCGUAACAGUACCACCAUAGUUGACCCGCAACAGCGUUCCAUGUCCAUGGACUUUUAGGAUCAAGAAGAAGAGAGAAGAUGGAAUUCAUAUGGACCUCGCAUUCCACUUAUGGAGUAGAAGAGGAAGAAGAAGAGAGACCAGAACAGUCACACUCAUCAUAAUCCUCUUUGGUCCCAUCUUCUGGCUUUACUCUCUACACAAACCUAAAAGUAUUUGGGAAGAAAAGGAGACAAGAACCACAGAAAAAAACAUCCCUCACAUCAGGAACGUGAAGAAUGUGGAGUAAAGUCCUGGAGUCACUGAUUCUCUCCUUUCAUUAGACAUUAGUAAGAAGAACCAGACUUCUGUGUUUCUUUAGAAGAUAAGGAAACCACCUCGGUGCAUGGAGAGGAACCAGUGAACGAUGUCCUGGACUGAUUUUUAUUCUUUAAUGAUUUUUUUUUUUUACAUUUAUCCACCUGCCAUGCACAGUUAUAUGAUAUAUAAUAUAUAGUGCGUCUUUAAUAACUUAUUUCAGUCUUUCUUUUUUGUCGGUGUACUGUACUGUUAAUACCAGUAUAUAUCCAGCCUCAUGACAAUGCUUGGCUUUUAACUCUUUAAUGUUUUUUAAAUUGUUGCUCAGAUGAUUUGACGACGAGGACGUGAUGCCAUCGAGUGUGACGAGAAUGAAGCCACUAACUGAUGGCGAUGCUAAAGAUUUGAUAUUAUUAUUAUUAUUAUUAUACUGAUGUUAUAGUCUCCGUGGUUACCUCACACAUGCACAGAAGGUACACUUUUGAGCACAUGAACAGACUGGUUUUGGUGUGAAAUUGAGAGACUGUUUCUGCUCUGUUUGCUUCAUGGGCAUUGAGGAUAUGAGAGAUCAAUACCAGAGAAUGAAAUCUUUACUUGUGAGACACAAACUGAAGCAAAAUAGCAAACUUCUCACUCCUGAACUCCACCACAUCUAUGAGAAAAAGAAAAAAAAAACACCUAUCAUUUCUCAAAUUCUGCCAUGAAGUGACACUGUAAAACAAGCACAAACUCUUUUCCUGUCUAUCCUCGAUGAGACGUUUGAUUUAAAACACUGGUUGUAUAAUUUUAUUCUCUUGAAUUAAACGAGCGCCUACUCACUU